GGUAGCUGCAGUGUCCAGGUGAAUCAUGGCUCGGACUGGGUUUUGUGAUUCCAGGCAACUGUUGGACCUCCAUAUGACUGAGGACAGACAAGCGCCUCUGCGGGUGUGGGCAAACUCCUGUAUUCUGAGGGAGCGCAGGGUGUUUGCUGAAGGAGAUGAGGUUGGGUCAGGGCAGCACUGCAAACCUGCCCAGGAGAGUCGAUGGGUUCGAAGGCUUUCCAUCUCCGCAGAGGAUGGGAUCAUAAUGGACUAUGCUCCUCAAGACGAAUCAAUUUCAGAUGUCUAUGAAGAGGAGGCUUUGCUGCAGUAUCUGAACAGGUUGCCAGGUCCACCAAGUCUGCGGGAACUGAUGCCCGGACUUCUGCGCAGAGAGGUGGAGGUAGCCAUCAGCAAGCUGGGACUCCUCUAUGACCAGACCUACGCAUGGGACAUCUUUUUAGACAUGAUGAGAAGUCAGCUACUAUGCACGCUCCCAAACGCUGACCUGCCCAAGCCUUUCACUGACACUACCAGAGCUAUUUUGGUUGACUGGCUAACUCAAGUCCAUGAAGUGUUUCAUUUCUCCGAGGAAACGUUGUAUCUGGCAGUACACCUGCUGAAUCGAGCGCUAAGGCUCAUCAAAGUGUCCAUCUCCGGCCUGCAGUUGCUGGGUGUGGUUUGCCUCUUUCUGGCUGCCAAAAAAGAGGAAUGUCUAUUACCAGAGGUUUCAGAGCUCUGCUAUCUGAUGGAGAAUGCCUACAGUAAGAAACAACUGCUACGGAUGGAGAGGAGGGUUUUAACUGGGCUCAAGUUUGAUCUCUAUUACUGUCUCCCACUUCACUUUCUUCUUAUCACUGCUUCCAUUGCGCGCUGCAGCGACAAGUGGGUCUGGAUGGCCCGGUACCUGUUGGAGCUGUCGCUCCUGGAGGGGCAGUGUGUGGUGUUUCUGCCCGCUCAGCUGGCUGGUGCUGCCCUCCGACUGGCCCGAAGGAUCCUCCAGGAAGCUCCCACUCCAGAUGGAGAGACGGCCUGGUGCAUUGCCUCCAGUAUCCAUAAAGGAAGUGAAGCAGCUCUCCUCAGUAUAAUGCAGAUCAUGGCCAUGGCAGCAGCGAGAGCACACACUCGUGAGACCCGUGCCACUUUCAUCAAGUUCUCCACUAUACAAACCCUCUAUGUCAGCAUGCACCCUGCCCUGAAGGCCGCCCCUGGCUUACUGGGCCUGUCGUGCCCUCGGACGUGAC
Messenger RNA from Rhinichthys klamathensis goyatoka, 1220 nucleotides. It is a transcript of the gene ccnp, whose product is annotated as cyclin P. Gene Ontology annotation, molecular function: cyclin-dependent protein serine/threonine kinase regulator activity. The transcript is spliced from 9 exons. Gene Ontology annotation, cellular component: cyclin-dependent protein kinase holoenzyme complex; centrosome; nucleus. Gene Ontology annotation, biological process: regulation of cyclin-dependent protein serine/threonine kinase activity; mitotic cell cycle phase transition. Lineage: Eukaryota; Metazoa; Chordata; Actinopteri; Cypriniformes; Leuciscidae. The coding region runs from base 26 to 1219 and encodes 397 amino acids. The record is from RefSeq and is a predicted model, not a curated record.